GAGUGGGGAGGAUGCCCCCUCGCCUCCUCCCGCUCCCAUCCGGGAGAAGGUCCGGGAUGGAGGGAGAGGGACGGCCGGAUUCCGACCCGGAGGGAGAGGGGAUGGGCCUCUCGGAGGAGGAGGAGGAGGAGGAAGGCCUGCUCUGGGCGGCCGUGCCGUCCAUCACCUUCCUGGGCUUCGUCCUGCUGCUGCUGGUGGCCAUGUUCCCCGCCUGGGUGCGUCUGGAGCCCCCGGCCUCGCGGGACGUCCUCUACAGCGGCCCUUGGGGCGACUGCUUCCAGCGCCGGUGCCGGCCGCCCCGGACCCCCUCCGCCUACAUCCUCCUGGCCCGGGCGUUCCUGGUGGGCUCCGUGGUCCUGGCCUUCGCCCUGACCUUCCUGCUGGUCGCCUUCGCCUCGCGCUUCGUCCCGCCGCCGCCGCGGGCCCGGCACCUCAUCGCGGCCGGCCUGAGCUUCGGAACCGGGGCCUGCGUGGUCCUGGCGGGGCUGAUGCACGGCCUGCAGAUGAAGGAGUUGGCGCGGAGGCCCCGGGCUCCCCAUCUGACCUUCCUGUGGCCUUACUCGGCCCUCGCCAGUGCCCUCUUCCUCUUCCUGCUGACCGGUUUCAUCUGUCUGCUCAACCACCUGCCCUUCUGGCGGGGUCUUCCCGCCGCUGCCGACCCGGCCCCUUGGGGAAGCCGGAUGAGGGAGGUGGGUGGGUGGGAAGCCCUGGGGAGAACGUUCUGUAACCUCCCUGCCCCCGGCCUGGGUAAACUGAGGCCGGGCAGAUGCACGAUCGCCUUCCCUCUUGGACUUCUGGCUUCGGAUCCCUUGGGGGCUCUGCGCGUUUGUGUGUUUGUGUUGGAGGACGUGGAAGGACGGAGGCUGUGCUUCCAUGGUGGCGAUAACCUGGACCUCUGGCCCGGCUCCCUACACAGUGGGUAGCCAACACAGCACCCCGAGGGGGUCCAGCGCA
This is a messenger RNA of Tachyglossus aculeatus (Australian echidna), 954 nucleotides long. It is a transcript of the gene TMEM225B, whose product is annotated as transmembrane protein 225B. Gene Ontology annotation, biological process: negative regulation of phosphatase activity. NCBI's taxonomy places the organism in Eukaryota, Metazoa, Chordata, Mammalia, Monotremata, Tachyglossidae. The record is from RefSeq and is a predicted model, not a curated record.